GCCCGAGGAGCGUACGAAGAGCACAGCGGCUCCCGCGAGAGCGAGUCCGUCGCCGCUGAGGCAUUGGCGCAGAUCUUAGUUUGUUUCACGCCGGUUCACGCGAGAGAGAGAGAACGUUUCUCUUUUUUCUUCUCUCUCUCGCUCGCCCUCCGCACACACAGCGCACGCAGAGCGAGGCGUGCACGCGCGCGCGCACCGUUGACGUGCGUCGUUUUCGAACACAAUUCGAAUAUACACAAGUAUAAAAAAAAAAAAACAAAAAGGAGAGAAAGAACAGAGAGAGAGAGAGAAGCAACUUUGCACUAGUGCGCGAGUGUGUAAUAAACGAGCGAGACGGAGAGGCGGGGAGAGAGAGAGAGGGAAAGGAAUUUCGGGAACGGGCGUUCGCAGUGGGUGCUUCGUUUCUUCUCUGGUGGAUUUCUCUACGUGAUACGGUGGUGCCACGGUGGUCCUGCGAUACCGCGCGACGAAGAGAGUCGCCGCCUCCGAUUUUCGGAUAACCCGGCGGACGCACUUCCGAACAGACCAGGUAGCAAGGGGCGCAGUAUGUGCCCGGCGCCGGGCCAAGCGCCGCACCCCAAGGAAGGAUCCGUAGCUUCGACUUCGAAUAUCCACCAUCGAGAGCCGACAGAUACAGGGGCGGCCCGCAGAUACAAAAGAGAAUGACUCAGAGGGAGGACGUUCUCAAGUUCGAGCAGGGCCGCAUCAAGGCCCUGCAGGAGGAACGUCUGCACAUCCAGAAGAAGACGUUCACCAAAUGGAUCAACUCGUUUCUGUUGAAGGCGCGCAUGGAGGUGGACGAUUUGUUCACCGACCUCGCAGAUGGCAAAAAGCUGCUGAAGCUGUUGGAGAUCAUCUCCGGCGAACGAUUGGCCAAGCCCAACAACGGACGCAUGCGAGUUCACAAAAUCGAGAACGUGAACAAGUCCCUGGCGUUCCUCCAUACUAAGGUCCGUCUCGAGAGUAUCGGCGCGGAGGAUAUCGUGGACGGUAAUCCCAGGCUGAUCCUCGGUCUCAUCUGGACCAUCAUUCUGCGAUUCCAAAUUCAAGAGAUCGAGAUCGACGUGGACGAGGAGAACGACAGCAGCGAGAAGAAGUCUGCCAAAGAUGCUCUGUUACUCUGGUGUCAGAGGAAGACGAAUGGCUAUCCCGGCGUCAACAUUCAAGACUUCACCGGGUCCUGGAGGAGCGGUCUUGGUUUCAACGCCCUCAUACACGCUCACAGACCGGACCUGGUCACUUGGUCGGAGUUGCAACAGAACAGAAACAUCGAUAAUCUCAAUUAUGCCUUCGACGUUGCGAACACGGAACUCGGCAUACCGCGGCUGCUGGACGCGGAAGACGUGGACACCGCCAGGCCCGACGAGAAGUCGAUUAUCACCUACGUCGCGUCUUACUACCACACCUUCGCCAGGAUGAAGAACGAGAUAAAGAGCGGCAAGAGAAUAGCGAAUAUCGUCGGCCAGAUGAUGGAUGCUGACAAGAUGAAGAUCCACUACGAGAAGCUGACGACCGACCUGCUGGAAUGGAUCAAGAUGAAGAUCGAGGUGCUGGAGAGCCGUAGUUUCCCGAAUUCCCUCGAGGGUAUCCAACGGGAGCUGCUGGCCUUCAAGCAAUACCGCACGGUGGAGAAGCCGCCGAAGUACAAGGAACGAUCGGAGAUAGAAGCGCUGUACUUCCACAUAAACACUCAGCUGAAGUCCCUGAACCAGCCGGCGUUCACUCCGCAAGAGGGACAGCUGAUCCACGACAUCGAGAGGAACUGGGUAGAGCUGGAGAGAGCGGAGCACCGUCGGGAGGUCGCCCUGAGGACCGAAUUGCUGCGGCAAGAGAGGCUCGAGCAGCUCAACUACAAGUUCGAACGGAAGAGCGUGCUGAGGGAGGGCUACCUGAAGGAGAUGAUCCAGGUGCUGACGGACCCGAGGUACGGCAGCAACCUGGCACAGGUGGACGCCACGGUGAAGAAGCACGAGGCCAUCAGCGCCGACAUAUUGGCGCGCGAGGAACGCUUCCACGACUUGACGAACAUGUCCGAGGAGCUGGUCCGUGAAAAUUACCACGGCCUAGAGAGAGUCCGCAGCAGGGAGCAGGAGGUGUUGCAGAGAUGGAAGGAGCUGCUGGCUCUACUGGACCAUCACAAGUCGAAUCUGGUCGCCCUGUGCUCGCUGAUGAGCCUGAUGCGGGAGAUCGAGACGACGCUGGCCUCGAUCCAAGAGCUCCAACUGAACUUCCAGAGCACCGACGUGGGCCCGCAUCUACUGGGAGUGGAGGACCUGCUGCAGAAGCACAGUCUGCAAGAGUUGCAGGUGACAGCGUUGGGCGAGAGUCAGAGGAGGCUCGGCAGACAGGCGGCUCAACACCUGGCGCAGCCGCAGAGCAAAGAGGUGCCUCUGCUGCGACAGAAGCUCGAACUGCUGAACAGCGCCUACGACGAGCUGUUGGAGAACAGUAAAGAGCGCAAGGCACGGCUGGAGGACGCCCGGAACUUCUUUCACUUCCUGCAAGACCACGAGGACGAAGAGUCCUGGCUGGUCGAGAAACAGCGGAUCUGCAAGGCCGGUAUAUCUGCCAAGGACCUGCGAGCGGUGAUCUCGUUGCAGCAGAAGCACAAGGCUCUCCAGGAUGAGAUGAAGGUGCGCAGGCCCAAGUCCGAGCAGCUCUGCGACGCCGGCAGGAAGCUGAUAGCCGACAACCACUCGUCGGCGCUGGAAAUACAGAACCGAAUAGAUUCGCUGCAGGAACACUGGAGGGUCCUGGAAGAGCUCGCGGCGUUGAGGAAGAAGCAGUUGGACGACGCGGCCGAGACAUUCCAGUUUUACGCCGACGCGAACGAGGCCGAUUCGUGGAUGAACGAGAAAAUGGCGCUCGUCGCUUCGGAGGACUACGGAGUGGACGAGCCGAGCGCUCAGGCCUUGCUGCAAAGGCACAAGGACUUGGAGGGCGAGCUGAACGCCUACAAAGGCGACGUGCAGUCGCUAAACACCCAGGCGGAGAAACUCAUCAAAUCCGGAAUCUCCACUUUGGAGCUGUCCGCCGAUCCGGAACCGGUUGCCGAGCUCGAGCAAGAAGAGUGGAGCAAGGAAGUCAGGCUGGUGCCGCAAGACGAGUGGGUGGACGAGGUGGUCGAACGACUGGAGUCGAAAACCGUUCACGAGGACAGGUUAGUGCCGCAGGUGAAGAGCUUGUAUCCAUUCAGCGGCCAAGGUAUGCAUAUGGUUAAGGGUGAGGUGAUGUUCCUGAUGAACAAGACGAACCCCGAUUGGUGGAGCGUGAGGAAGGCCGACGGUACGGACGGAUUCGUGCCGGCCAACUACGUCCGCGAGAUCGAGCCGAAGAUCGUGCAAGUGCAAGUACGAAGGCCCGAGAAAGUCAAGGUGACUCAGCGUGUAAAGAAGACGAAGAUGGUGAAACAGGUAGUGCCGGUCCGGCGACUGAAGUCCAUCAAGUCCACCGUGAAGCCGAUCAAGCGGAAGACAGUGAGCGACGGCGACAGCGUGGAGAAGCGGCAGAAGAAGAUCAACGACACCUACGGCGAGCUGCAGGAGCUCGCCGUGAAGCGCCACGCGUUGUUGGAGGACGCCAUCAGGCUUUACGGCUUUUACCGGGAAUGCGACGACUUCGAGAAGUGGAUCAAGGACAAGGAGAAGAUGCUGAGGGUCGACGAUCCUCGCGACAACGUCGAGACGGCGAGGAGAAAGUACGAGAAGUUCCUUACGGACCUGUCGGCCUCGGGGAAACGAGUGGAGGCUAUAGAUACCGCGGUGGAUGAAUUUGUUCGUCAAGGGCACAGUCAGCUGGACAAAGUCAAAGCCAGGCAGAAGCACAUACACCAGCUGUGGGAUCACCUGAACUGGUUGAAGACGCAGAAGGAGAAGAGCUUGGAGGGCGCGUCCAGCGUCGAGCUGUUCAACAGAACCUGCGACGAGGCUCACGAUUGGAUGCUGGAGAAGAUUACCCAGCUGGACACGGCCGAGCUGGGACCGGAUCUGAAGACUGUACAGGCUCUGCAGAGGAGGCAUCAGCAUCUGGAGCGAGAACUGGCGCCAGUCGAGGAGAAAGUGCGGAAAGUAGACUUGUUGGCGAACAGCGUCAAGAAUUCGUACCCACACGAACUUAAUAACGUGAAUGCAAGACAAAAUGAGAUUAAGGAGCUUUGGAAUAAAGUCCAGACGAAGGCUAAAGAGCGGAGAUCCCGUUUGGAGGACGCGGUCGGUCAACAGAUAUUCAUGAACAGCUCGAAGAACCUGAUCAACUGGGCCACGGACAUACAAGAAACGAUGAAGGCCGAGGAGCCAGUCAGAGACGUCGCUACGGCCGAGCAGCUCAAGAAACAGCACAUGGAACUCGGAGAAGAAAUACGUACCAAAGAAGACGAAUUCCGUGAAGUCGAAGAGCUCGGUAACCAACUGUUGCGUCGGAACUCGAGCCUGGCGGACGUACGCGAACGUCUGGACAAGCUGAACGGAUUAUAUCCAACCGUGAUGUCCGACUGGAUAGCAAAAGAAGAAUGGCUGCGGCAAUGCUUGGAGUUGCAGCAAUUUAACCGAGAGGCAGAUCAAAUCGAAGCCACUACCAGCUCGCACGAGGCUUUCCUCGAGUUCACCGACUUGGGGGAAUCUCUGGACGACGUGGAGGCGUUGUUAAAGCAACACGGCAAGUUCGAGAAUACUCUGCACGCGCAAGAUGACAGGUUGAAGGCGUUCAGCGACACUGCGGACAAAUUGAUCGCGCAAAAUCACUAUGACAAGGAUUACAUCAACGAGAGAAGAAAUCAAGUAUUAGCGCGUCGCAUGGCGGUGAAAGACGCCGCUCAGCGCCGGAGAGCAGCCUUGAAAGCGUCCGAGCAUUACCAGCAAUUCUCAGCCGAAGUGGAUGACUUGCGCGACUGGUUGGGUGACAAAAUGAAGACCGCGGCCGACGAAAGUUAUCGCGAUUUGAACAAUCUCGAGCGGAAACUGCAGAAGCACGAGGCCUUCGAACGGGAACUGCGCGCCAACGAAGGACAACUGAGAGCGGUCAACAAGGCCGGCAAGGCGCUGAUAUCCGAGGAGAAUUACAGAUCGGACGAUGUCGGAGAAACGUUGAAGGACCUGAAUAACCAGUGGGACCAGCUGGUGGCGUUGUCACUGGAGAAAGGUCGCAGGCUACGACAAGCCGCUUCACAACAUGGCUACAAUCGCACCAUGGAAGACGCUAGGCUGAAGCUCGAGGAGAUCGAGAGCUGUUUGCAGAGCAAGCAAGUCGGCGCGGACCUGCGCAGCUGCAAGGAGUUGCUGAAGAAACACCAGACCCUCGAGACCGACAUGUGCCAGUGGGAGCAGAAAGUGGACGACCUCGUGGCCAUGGGUCAAGAGAUGGCGCAUGAGGGUCAUUUCGAUGCGGCGAACAUCCUGAAGAGCAGUCAAGCCACACAAAAGAAAUUCCGUAGCCUGAAAGAGCCGGCUAAGAGACGACGAGAAGCGCUCGAAGAGAGUCUGCGUUUCCACAAGUUUGGUUUCGAGCUAGAUGCGGAGCUGCAGUGGAUCAAGGACCACUUGCCGCAAGCGUCCUCGACGACUCUCGGACAGAACCUGCACCAGGCGCAGACCUUGCACAAGAAGCACAAGAAGCUAGAGGCGGAGAUCGCCGGCCACCAGCCCAUGAUAGACAAGACUCUGGCUUCCGGGCAGACGCUCAUCGACCAGGCUCAUCCGGAGAGAAAGAAGAUCCAAGAACUGUGCGAUGUUCUGGAUGACGCAUGGAAGGACUUGCAAGAUAAGGCAGGAGACCGUAGCAGAGCGUUGGACUUGUCCCUAAAAGCGCAGGAGUUCUUCUUCGAAGCUGGCGAGGUCGAGAGCUGGCUCAACGAGAAGAACGACGUGCUGAGCUCCACCGACUAUGGCAGAGAUCGUGACGCCGCCACGAAACUAUUGACGAAGCACAAGGCUGUGGAGCUCGAAUUGGACACGUACAACGGUAUCGUGACGGAAAUGGGACACACCGCUGCCACGAUGAUAAACUCGAAGCAUCCCGACAGCAAGGCGAUAGCGAAUAAGCAGCAAGCGAUCGUCCAGCAAAUGCGCGCCCUGCAACGACUGGCUACCGUGAGGCAGCAACGUUUGAUGGAGAGCAUGUACCGCCACGAAUACUUCCUGGAGAGCAGGGAAUUGGAGCAAUGGAUCAAAGAGCAGGAACAGGCGGCCGCGUCGGAGGACUACGGGCAGGAUUACGAGCAUCUGCUGAUACUGCAAGCGAAAUUCAACGAUUUCAAGCAUCGAAUAGAAGCUGGCUCGGAGAGAUUCAACCAAUGCGAGGACCUGGCUAGAAAACUCAUCGCGAAUGAGAGCCCUUACAUUCAGGACAUCGAGAAACGUCAAGAGCAAUUGGGACACGACGAAGACGAUCCGGUGCUUCAAGUACGAAAGCAACACGCGAUAACGCAAGAAUCAUGGCAACACUUGCUGGGUCUCAUUCGAAAUCGUGAGCAGCGGUUACAAGCGGCGGGCGAGAUCCACCGGUUUCACCGCGACGUGGCGGACGCGCUGUCGCGGAUACAAGAGAAGGAGGCUGCAUUGCCGGAAGAUCUGGGUCGCGAUUUGAAUUCCGUUCUGGCGUUGAUCAGGCGGCACGAGGGCUUCGAAAACGACCUGGUCGCUUUGGAAGCUCAGCUGCAGGUCUUGGUGGAGGACGCGUCCAGACUGCAAGCUCAUUAUCCCGGCAACAACGCAGUGCACAUUCAACAACAACAGCAUAUCGUCGUUGAUCAUUGGGAGGAGCUGAAGGAAAGGUCUGCUCAUCGGAGAGAUCAAUUGCAGGCCAGCUGCGACCUGCAGCGAUUCCUCACUCAGGUUAGAGACUUGAUGAACUGGGCGGCGGGACUGCGCGCUACGAUGUCGACGGAGGAGAAGGUUCGAGACGCGGCCAGCGCGCAGACAUUGAAGGCGGAGCACGAGGCUCUGAAAGGAGAGAUCGAAGCGAGGGAGAGCAGCUUCAGCUCGGUGCUGGACCUCGGGGAGGCGAUGGUGCAGACUGGUCACUAUGCCGCUACAGAGGUCGAGGAGAAGUGUAAUCAGCUGUUGGACGAGCGGCAAAAACUGCACACCGCUUGGCAGCAGAAGAAGGUGCACUUGGACCAACUGAUCGACCUGCACUUCUUCCUGCGAGACGCCAAGCAGCUGGACAAUCUGUCCAGCACGCAGGAGGCCGCGCUGAGCGGCGACAACUUCGGGGUUUCGGUUGAAGAAGUUGACGCGCAGGUGAAGAAGCACAACGAAUUCGAGAAGCUGCUGGUCACGCACGAGGAGAAGCUGACGGCUCUGCAGGAGCACGGGGACAAGCUGCUGGCGCAGAAUCACUUCGACUCGCCGACCAUCGGCAGACGGCUGAGCGAAGUGGUGCAAAGACGGACGAGGAUCCGGGACUUGUGCGACGCGCGAAGGAGGCGGCUCGAGGCCAGCCUGUUGCACGCGCAAUUCGUGAGGGACGUGGGCGAGGCUGAGUCUUGGAUAGGCGAGAAGCAGAAGAAACUCGAAGCGGAGGCGUCGAAGGGUGAGGUGUCCAGUCUGGAGGAUAAGAUCAAGAAACUGCAGAAACACCAGGCGUUCCAAGCGGAGCUGGCGGCGAACCAGAGCAGAAUCGAGGAGAUCAGGGCGAAAGGGGAGACGUUAUUGGCGCGGAAGCACCCGGCGAGCGCGGAGAUCCGCCAGCAACUGGAACACCUGCACGCGUCUUGGAGGAAAUUACUGCUCGAGUCUGGAAAUCGGGGCAGAGGUUUAGAGGAGGCCCAGGACAUCUUGGAAUUUAACAAUCAAGUGGAGAAGAUCGAGGCCUGGAUCCGGGACAAGGAGAUGAUGGUUCAAGCCGGCGAUACUGGCAAAGAUUACGAGCACUGCUUGAGCCUCCAGAGGAAACUCGACGACGUGGACAGCGACAUGCGGGUGGACGAUUCCAGGAUAAAAACGAUCAACGCUCUGGCGGAUAAGCUUAUAAAGCAGGGUCGCGACAACGAGUCGAAAACGAUCCAACAACGUCGCGAUAACUUCAACAAUAAGUGGAAAGGCCUGCAGGGCGCGUUGAGCACGUAUCGCGAGACGUUGGCGGGUGCGUUGGAGAUCCACCUGUUCAACCGGGAUAUCGACGACACGAGCCAAAGAGUCAUCGAGAAAUCGGUGGCGAUGAACACGAGCGACACGGGGAAGGACUUACCCGCCGUCGAGCAGCUGCAGAGGAAGCAAGAGGCCAUGGAACGGGACAUGACUGCUAUAGAGGGUAAACUGAAGGAGCACCGAACGGAGGCGCGUAACUUGUCGCACAAGUAUCCGGACAAGGCUCCGCAAAUAAACGGGAUAUUGUCCGAACUGCAAUCCAACUGGGACGAUCUGCAACGUCUGACUCGACACCGCCGUGACGCUCUGAAUCGAGCGUACACGUUGCACAAGUUCCAAGCCGAUCUGCACGAAUUGGACAUUUGGGUGGCCGACACCAUCAAACGCAUGGACGAGUCCGAGCCGCCGACCACCAUAUCCGAAGCUGAAGCUGUGCUGGAGCUGCACCAAGAGAGGAAGGCGGAGAUCGACGGUCGACGGGACAUAUUCAAAGGUUUGAAGGAGCACGGCCAGAAGCUGCUGUCGAUCGACGACGAGGACGUCAAGGACAAUCUCGAGCACUUGGAGAAGCUCCGGCAAACCUUGGUGCGCGCGUGGGAUGAUCGCAGGCAGAAAUUGACACAGGCGCAUCAAUUGCAGCUAUUCAAGGAACAAGCCGAUCAUGCUGACAGCUGGCUGGCGACAAAGGAGGCGUUCCUCAACAACGACGACCUCGGCGAUUCGCUGUCGGGCGUCGAGGCGUUGCUGCGUAAGCACGAGGAAUUCGAGAAGAUGUUGGCGUCUCAAAUGGGACGCAUCGAGGAACUUGAGAAGUUCGCCAACGAUAUCCUGUCGCAGCAGCACGCGGAUGCGAGCAUAAUAAAGCAACGGCUCACCUCGGUCUGCAACAGAAGGGACAAGUUGAAGAACAGCGCGACGGCCAGGAGGAGGAAGCUGCUGGAGAGCCAUCACUUGCACCAGUUUCUCAGGAACAUAUACGAAGUGGAAGGCUGGUUGCACCAGAAGCAGCAGGUGGCGAGCGACGAGAAUUACAGGGACUCCUCGAACUUGCAGAGCAAAAUUCAGAAGCACGCCGCGUUCGAGAGCGAGCUGGUGGCGAACAAGGGCAGAAUCAGCGCGGUGGUCAACGAAGGCGAGGCGCUCAUCGAGGAGAACCACUACGCCUCGAAAGAGAUACAGGAGCGUUUGGACGACUUGGAGGGGGAGUGGCGUCUCUUACAGGAGACUAGCGAGCUGAAGAAGAACCGGCUAAACGACGCGUAUCAGGCCUUGCUGUUCGGCCGCAGUCUGGACGAGUUCGAGACGUGGAUGGAUGAGGUGGAGACUCAGUUGCAAUCGGAAGAUCACGGCAAGGAUCUCUCGAGCGUAGCGAAUCUGCUGAAGAGACACACCAACCUGGAGAAUGACGUGCUCGGGCACAACGAGGCGUGCGAAUACAUCAAGGAGACCGCCGCUAGCUUCCAGAAAUCGAACCACUUCAUGUGCGACGAGAUUCAGGAGAGGGCGUUAGUUACGAUCAACAGAUACCACAGUCUUCAGGAACCGAUACAGAUACGCAGGGAUAAUCUGGAAGACGCGAAGUUACUGCAUCAAUUCGCAAGGGACGUUGAGCACGAGCUGCAUUGGCUGUCGGAGAAGGAACCGUUGGCCGCCAGCAACGAUUUGGGAAGCUCCCUGACUACGGUGCAACGAUUGCAGAAGAAACACCAUGCCUUGGAGGCGGAACUGUUGUCCAGGGAGCCUGUCGUGGCUUCUUUGGUCAGCAGAGCGACCGUGAUGAUCAGAAGUGGACAUUUCGCGGCGGACAAGAUCGAAAAGUUGUCGCAGGAGUUGCAGGUCAAGCUGUCGCACCUGCGAGAUCUGGCGAGUGUCAGGAAACUGAGAUUACUCGACGCUGUGGAGUCGCAAAUGUUCUACGCGGAAGCCGCGGAAGCUGAACAGUGGAUUAGGGAGAAGCAUCCGCAGCUGACGUCCACCGAUUACGGCAAGGACGAAGACUCCGUUCAGUCUUUGUUGAAGAAGCUAGAGGGCAUCGAGCGCGACUUGUCCGGUUUCGAGCAUACGGUCGACAACCUGAAGAAGCUUUCGCAAGGCCUAGUAGAGAGGCACCACUUCGACAGCAAGAAUAUCGCACAGAAACAGGCGGACAUCGAGACGAAAUUCAAGGAGCUGCAGAAACUGAAGGAACAUCGACUGCAGAGAUUGUCGGAGAGCGAGAAGUUCUACAAAUUUAUCAGACAGGCUGACGAGGUGAUCGAAUGGAUCGGAGACCAGACAACGGUCGCUGCGUCGGAGGACUACGGUCGCGACGUCGAGCACGUGGAACUGCUGAUCCAGAUAUUCGAUAACUUCUUAGCCGGCUUGACGACCAGCGAAGGCCGCGUGUCGGCCGUACUCGAGGCGGGUCAGCGACUGAUAGAACAGAACAACCCCGAGAAGAACAAGAUACUCUUGAAAAUCGACGAGACGAAGCAACAGUGGGAAGACCUGAAGGAAUUAGCGAACGCUCGGCAAGAGGCGUUGGCGGGUGCCAAGCAGGUCCACAUGUUCGACAGGACGGCCGACGAGACGAUCUCUUGGAUACAAGAGAAGGAAGCAAACCUCAGUUCAGACGGCUACGGCCACGAUCUGGAGACGAUUCAGGCGUUGGUGAGGAAGCACCAAGGAUUCGAGACCGACCUGGCGGCCGUGAAGGAACAAGCGGAGUGCUUGAUGGAGGAAGCGUCCAGGCUAAUCGAGCUGUUCCCGGACGCGCGUAUACACAUCGAUGUGAAGCACCAGGAAGCGGAAACCGCCUGGGGCGAGUUACUGGAGAAAGCGGCGCAGAGAGGAAGUAAACUGGCGCAAGCCGAACAAUUACAGGCCUACUUGGGCGAGUACAGGGAGCUGAUGUCCUGGAUAAACGAGAUGGUGGCCAAGGUGACGGCACCGGAGUUGGCACGAGACGUUCCCGGCGCCGAGGCGCUGAUCUCCAGGCACAACGAGUACAAGUCGGAGAUCGACACGCGCCAGGAGGCCUUCGAGAAGUUCUACAGGACCGGGCAAGAGCUGAUUGAGCAAGGGCAUUUCUUGGCGAAGGAGAUCGAGGACAAGAUAUCGGUACUGCAGCAACGCCAGCAGAUCCUGAAGGACACGUGGCAGCAACGGAGACUGAUUUACGAACAAAACCUGGACACACAACUGUUCAAGAGGGACGCUGAGACCCUGGAGAACUGGAUACUCAGCAGGGAGCCGAUGCUGCAGGACGGAAAAUUCGGAGAGAGCAUAUCGCAAGUGGAGGAAUUAAUAAGGAAGCACGAUGACUUCGAGAAGACUAUAGAGGCGCAGGAGGACAGAUUCUGCGCACUUAGGCGGAUAACAAUGCUUGAAAAAGCCUUCCAAAAGCAACAAGAGGCGGAAAUCGCAGCUCGCCAAGCGGAGAAGGAGCGUGUGGAACGUGCGAGAAUCGAGGAACGGAAACGCAAAGAGGUGCAGAGGAUAACCGAAGAACGUAAACGCGAAGAGGAGCGUAGACGACUGCUGGACAGCUCUCAUCGCACGCAACACGACGAAGUUAAUGGCUCCGUCGACGAGCAUGAAUCUGUGAAUAUAUUAUCACCGUUAAAGGGUGCUACUGCUUCCGAAACAGCAGAACCUGCGACACCUCAGAAACCGCACGGCAUAUCGCAUAUGUUUGGCGAAAAAUUAAGACGAGCGACUUCGGAUAUCAAGAGAGCCGAGAGCAUGAAAGUUGAUACGAAGAAGCCGAAACGGACUCCGAGCUUCACGACCAGACGAAGAACGCAAAGCUUCAGGAAACUGCAGCGAAUGGAGAACAUGGACGCCCUACGGCCGGUUGAAAUUCAAGGUCUCCUCGAACGGAAGCACGAGCUCCAAAGCGCCGGCAAGAAGGCCGCCGUGCGGUCGUGGAAACAAUAUUACACCGUGCUAUGCGGACAACUGCUGUGCUUCUUCAAGGACAUAGAAGAUUUCUCGUUAAGCAAAGCGGCCACCGCCCCAAUUACCAUUUUUAACGCUAUAUGUGAGAAAGCGGACGAUUACACGAAGAAGAAGAACGUAUUUCGCCUAAAGUGCACGGACGGCUCGGAAUUCUUGUUCUUAGCGCCGAGCCAACAGGAGAUGGAAGAUUGGGUUAAUAAAAUUUCGUUCCACGCGAAACUACCGCCAAGCCUGCAACUCCUGAGCUAUGACGAAUCCCAGAAGCAGCAAGAAGGCAUGGAUAGGCUGCAAAACACGGUGGAUAACGCGGACGAUAACGUGUCGACCGGAAGUAGCCACGCUUCCACACCUGAGAUGGAGAGGAAAAAUUCCGUCAUCAGACGCGACCCUGCGGCGAACCAGCAUUCGCCGAGCUCGGUGCAGAUCGAGUUUCUGCAGAAACACCGGCAGAAUCAACAGCAACGCAAUGACAUGCAGAAUGCCGAAUUCCUGGCGUCGCAGAGGUCCGAGCCGCAGACCCAAACGGAGUUUCUGCAGAUGCACAGACAGCAGCAGUUGCUCGCGCAGCAGCAACAGCAGCAGCUGAUACAACAAGAGCAACUGGCGGCCCAGAAAGACCAAUAUCAGCAGAAUUCCGCGAUGCUGGGCACCGACAAGCCACCUAUACCACCGAGAGGCGCCCCCCCGCCUGUCCCUAUGCGAACACCGAGUUCAGAAAAUAUGGUGCAAUAUCGACGUAAUGAUGUGGAACAUCAUUUGCAACAAGGAAGACCUAACGUCUACCAACAACGUAGCGCGACAUUAAAUCACAAUGGGUCUGGGCAGUAUCCGCCGAACGAGGGAUGGCAUCGACAGAGCAGCGUUGAGCUCUCUACGCAACAUCAAGAAUUAGCACCCCCUCUGCCAUCGAGCGCCCCUCCGCCGACUAGAAUGUCUCAAUGGAACACUCCUCAUGAUUCUGCAUACGGAAAUGUACCGAUAAACGUCCGACAGGGUAUGCAGCAGCAGAACAACACGUUCACCGGCAGACCGGCAUCGUUACCGCCUUACGUCGCACCACCAGCGGCUCCUCAAACAUCACCCAACAUCACAGUAGUAGAUGGUAGAAGAGCGUCAGAGAGCGGAUCGGAAAGCGAACACAGCACCGGCAGUAAUCGGAAAGAUCGUGACUACAAGCGAAGUUCCGUAUUGAGCAAUCUGUUCGGAAGACGCAAGAAACCCUCUCAAUCGUAACACAAAUCCUGAACUUUCACGAAGCACGCUUGUAAGCCACAAUCUUAAUGGCCAGUUUAUACAGGCUGUAUUUAAGAUGUGGAAAAACGACGAACGAUCUUCCUCGAAUAACAGAGUUCCUCGAGAAUAUCGACGGUAAUCCCAAUAUCGCGCCAGUUUCGUUGGACGGCACACCGAUAAUAACUUACUUUACAAAAGAGCGUUUGCAAAAGUUCAAAAUUGGUUCGUUGAUUCACAUAAUCUAUAGAGGAUUAAUUGACAAAUUCUGCCAACUGCCGUGAAAUAUCUUCAUAGAUCGUCAGUAUGAUUAUUGAUUACUGUUGACGUCAGGUAAAACUAAUUUGAAGUAUCUUUACACAUCAAAAAUAAUGUAAUCAAGAAAAAUACAGAUGUGUAAAAACAUAUAUUCAGAGCCCAUGUACAUGCAAGGUGCAUCUUUAGGGACUAUAACAGUUAAAAAUGACCAAUUAUCGUUUUGUAAAGGGACCAAUGCACGCGGUUCAGAAUGGAACCGCGUGAAGUAUAUCGACUUCAACUCGGUGACUAUUUCACAAUAUUCACUAGCCUCUGAUCUAAUAAUACUGUUGACUCGACGAACUCUGUUAUGAAUUCUGUUCUAAUGGUCUAUAAUAACCACAACGAACAAUGAUGUUUUGUAAUAUAAAAAAAAAUUUACAGCCCCGCAAAAGAGAUGACUAUUACCAAGUUUAUUUGAGAUGUACCUGACUUUACGAACGAAGUUCACAAGUGUAGAACUCUUUUUCUGUUUUCGGAGAUUAUUUUUUUUCCUUUUUCUUUUUCCUUAAGUUAAAAAGUACCAGCAGAGAAACGUUAAAAUACAAGAAGAGUGUAAUAAGUUUAAGUUGUAGAUGUCAUAAUAUAUGUUGCAAAUAUUAUAUAUUUGAGAAGAGAAAGAGAGAAAGAAGACCCGUAUGUGGGACCAAUGAUCUUAAUGUAUUAGAUACCAGAGAUAUAUAGACAUAACGUAUUAUUUUUUGUGUGAUGAGGAAGAUGAAAUAUUAUAUAUAUUCUCGAGCGUUAUAAAUCAUUUUUACGAUAAUGGCGAUGUUAUGAAGUGUAAAUUGUAUUUAAUAUACAUAUAAGAAUUAAUGUGUACUACGUAGGCGUACCAUCAUGCUGUCUCGCAUGUAGUUAUAGAAAGAGGUCAAAAUAUAAUAUUAUAUGAAGGAGAAAAAU
This is a messenger RNA of Dinoponera quadriceps, 14453 nucleotides long. RefSeq names its product spectrin beta chain, non-erythrocytic 2 (gene kst). The record is from RefSeq and is a predicted model, not a curated record. Gene Ontology annotation, cellular component: cell projection; cell junction; plasma membrane. Gene Ontology annotation, molecular function: actin filament binding; phospholipid binding. Gene Ontology annotation, biological process: actin cytoskeleton organization. The transcript has 25 exons. NCBI's taxonomy places the organism in Eukaryota, Metazoa, Arthropoda, Insecta, Hymenoptera, Formicidae. Bases 663 to 13256 code for a protein of 4197 amino acids.